AAUAAGCUCUCAUCAAUGGGGGAGGAAGAAAAGAAACCUGCAGAGGAGAAGAAAAUGGAGGAGAAAGAUGGUGAAAAGCCAGCAGAGGAAAAGAAAGGUGAAGAGUUGAAAGAAGAAACACCGCAAGAGAUUGUUUUGAAGGUUUACAUGCAUUGCGAAGGGUGUGCUCGGAAAGUUCGUCGGUGUCUCAAGGGCUUUCAAGGGGUUGAAGAUGUAACGACUGAUUGUAAGAGUAACAAAGUGGUGGUAAAAGGAGAGAAAGCUGAUCCUUUGAAAGUACUCGAGAGAGUUCAAAGUAAGAGUCACCGGAAAGUUGAGCUUCUUUCACCGGUUCCGAAACCACAGGCGCCGGAGGAGAAAAAAUCAGAGGAAAAAGAGAAACCUAAGCCUGAAGAGAAGAAAAAAGAGCCGGUGCCGAUCACGGUGGUUCUGAAAGUUAAUAUGCAUUGUGAAGCUUGUGCUCAGGAAAUCAAGAAACGCAUUCAAAAAAUGAAAGGCGUUGAAUCAGCUGAAGCAGAUCUAAAGAGUUUCGAGGUGACGGUGAAGGGAGUUUUCGAACCACCGGAACUGGUGGCGUACGUGUGUAAAAGAACCGGGAAGCAGGCGGCGAUAAUGAAGCAAGAUCCGCCGGAGGCGAGCAAGGACGACGGAGGAAAAGAAAAAGCCGAAGAUGGCAAGAAGGAAGAGAAAAAAGAUGGAGGAGGAGAGGAGAUCAAAGUUAAAAAGGACGGAGCCGAUCAAAGCACGGAGGCAAAAGCAGCAGCCGUCGAAGAAGCGCCGGUUGCGACGGAGGAGAACAAAGUGGCGGUGGAAGUGAAGAAGAAUGAAUAUAAUUACUACCCGCCAAGGCAUGCUACGGAGUUGUAUGGAUAUCCGCCUCAGAUGUUCAGUGAUGAGAACCCUAAUGCUUGCACUCUAAUGUAAAAAGAUGAAGGAUUCAAGGGCAUUGUGGGGAUAA
This is a messenger RNA of Hibiscus syriacus, 958 nucleotides long. RefSeq names its product heavy metal-associated isoprenylated plant protein 7-like. The transcript has 5 exons. The coding region runs from base 16 to 924 and encodes 302 amino acids. The record is from RefSeq and is a predicted model, not a curated record. NCBI's taxonomy places the organism in Eukaryota, Viridiplantae, Streptophyta, Magnoliopsida, Malvales, Malvaceae. Gene Ontology annotation, molecular function: metal ion binding.